AUCAUCCGCUCUUCAGUGAAAUCCACUCAGCUGUCACAUGACUGUCAUUGACUGAUACUGACAGUGCGCGCGGUUCAGUUAGCCUAUUUUGUUAAAUCUGUUGUGCAACGCCUUUUAAAUUAGUUCCAUUUUAAACUGAUGGCUAUUACGUCAGAAGUUGAAGAAGUCUUCUCACGGUUGUUUGAUCAUCGACCAUUCCUGAAAGGAGAAAUAUCAUUUUUCAAGAGGGAAUUUGAGGAAAAGCGGGGAGAUCGCGAAGUUGAAGAGCUUUUCCGAGCUUUGGAGUUAACCACAGAGAUAAAGCAAGCCCAGGUUGAAAAGGUAGUCGAAGCUUCAGACGCAAAUCUCCCUCGCACGAUCGCCGACAUCCAAGUUGCGCUCCGCAUGUGCCAUACCUCACUGGACUCUGACAGCCGCACUUCCCGACUAAGCAGUGAAAUCGAGCGCCAACGCGAAGAUCGGCAGCAGAGACUUGCCGUGGCCAAAGCAGAAGUCGAGGCGAAGUUGGCUUCCAUCAACGCAGCCUACGACCUCAAGGAGAAAGAACUGCGCGAAAAAUUUGCAAAGCUCGACUCUUCGAAUACAUGCGAUUCUUAAAAUUAGUUACCU
Hyalella azteca is the source of this 609-nucleotide messenger RNA. RefSeq names its product biogenesis of lysosome-related organelles complex 1 subunit 5 (gene Muted). Gene Ontology annotation, cellular component: BLOC-1 complex; transport vesicle. NCBI's taxonomy places the organism in Eukaryota, Metazoa, Arthropoda, Malacostraca, Amphipoda, Hyalellidae. The transcript is spliced from 5 exons. The record is from RefSeq and is a predicted model, not a curated record. The coding region runs from base 139 to 597 and encodes 152 amino acids.